Molecule: messenger RNA, 2257 nt
Organism: Gekko japonicus
Lineage: Eukaryota; Metazoa; Chordata; Lepidosauria; Squamata; Gekkonidae
Gene: ZBED1
Product: zinc finger, BED-type containing 1
Exons: 1
Coding region: 16-2100 (694 amino acids)
Biological process (GO): regulation of transcription by RNA polymerase II
Cellular component (GO): nucleus
Molecular function (GO): DNA binding; protein dimerization activity
Source: RefSeq, a predicted model, not a curated record
AGUGGCCAAGAAGCAAUGGAGAAUAAAAGUUUGGAAACUUCACCAUCAGACCUAAAGUUAGUGGCCCAUCCAAGAGCAAAGAGUAAAGUCUGGAAGUACUUUGGCUUUGAUACCAAUGCAGAGGGAUGUAUAUUACAGUGGAAGAAAAUUUACUGUCGUAUUUGCAUGGCACAGAUUGCCUAUUCAGGAAACACGUCCAACCUCUCUUAUCAUCUUGAAAAGAAUCAUCCUGAUGAAUUCUGUGAAUUUGUGAAAAGUAAUACUGAGCAAAUGCGGGAGGCCUUUGCAACUGCAUUUUCAAAACUCAAGCCAGAAUCAUCUCAGCAGGUUGUUCAGGAGACUUUAAUUAUGAAGACGAGUCACAACUAUGAGAACAAAAAGCAUCAGGAACUGACAUCUGCUGUGAUCAGUCUAGUAUGUGAGGGUUUGUAUCCUCCUUCUAUUGUAGAUGAACCCACCUUCAGGACUCUCCUGAGGACUGCUGACCCCCGAUAUGAACUUCCUUGCAGAAAGUAUUUCUGCACAAAAGCAAUUCCUGAAAAAUACAGUGCUGUUAGGGACAUUGUGCUAAAAGAACUCACUGAUAUCCUGUGGUGUGGUAUAUCCACUGACAUGUGGAGAAGUGAAAACCAGAAUAGAUCCUAUGUAACACUGUCAGUUCAUUUUCUCAGCAAUGGCUCAUCCAACUGCCUUGCUGUUAAUUCCAGGUGUUUAAAAACAUUUGAGGUGCCGGAAGAAAACACUGCAGAGACUAUAACACGAGUCCUUUACGAAAUAUUCAUUGAAUGGGGAAUAAAUACAAAAGUUUUUGGUGCCACGACAGAUUAUGGGAAAGACAUAGUGAAAGCUUGUUCUCUUUUGGACAUUCCAGUGCAGAUGCCUUGCUUGGGGAAGACUUUCAAUGCGGGGAUCCAGCAAGCUUUUCAGCUUCCUAAGCUGUCCAGUCUCCUGUCCAGGUGCCGUAAACUGGUAGAAUAUUUUCAGCAGUCUGCAGUAGCCAUGUACAUGUUGAGUGAGAAACAGAAGCAGCAAAACAGCGUGCACUGCAUGCUUGUGAGUGAUCGUGUUUCCUGGUGGGGAAGCACGCUUGCUAUGUUGCAGCGUCUUAAAGAGCAGCAGUUCACUAUUGCUGCUGUCCUUGUGGAGGACAGCAACAAUCACCAUCUCAUGUUGGAGGCCAGUGAAUGGAAUACAAUUGAAGUCUUGGUGGAGCUACUCCAGCCGUUCAAGCAGGUUGCUGAGAUGCUGUCUGCUUCCAAAUACCCAACCAUAAGUAUGGUGAAACCCCUCCUGCAUAUGCUGCUGAAUACAACAUUAAAUAUCAAGGAAAAUGACUUGAAAGAAAUUAGCAUGGCCAAGGAAGUGAUUGCCAAAGAAUUAGCUACAACAUACCAGCAUACACCUGAGAUAGAUAUGUUUCUUAAUGUUGCAACUUUCUUGGACCCAAGAUACAAGAAACUACCCUUUCUUUCUGCAUUUGAAAGGCAGCAGGUUGAAAACAGGGUGGUAGAGGAAGCCAAAAGCCUGCUAGAAAAAGUGAAAGAGAACACAUUCAGGCCCGAAGAACAGUUUUUUGCAGUUUCUGAAGAGCCACCAUUGAAAAAAGUGGCAGUUGCUUCCCCACCUCCCCCUACCAGUGCUAUUAAUAAUAUGCUUGCAGAGAUCUUCUGCCAGACGGGGGGUGUUGAAGACCAAGAGGAGUGGCAUGCACAAAUAAUUGAAGAACUGAGCAAUUUCAAGUCCCAAAAAGUCCUUGGGCUAAACGAGGAUCCACUAAAGUGGUGGUCUGACAGACUAGCUUUAUUUCCUGUUUUACCGAAGGUACUUCAGAAGUACUGGUGCAUUGUGGCCUCAAGAGUCUUCCCUGAGCGUCUUUUUGGCUCUUCUGCCAAUGUUGUUAGUGCUAAGAGGAACAGGCUGGCCCCAGCUCACGUAGACGAGCAGAUCUUUUUGUAUGAGAAUUCUCGUAAUGGGUCUGAAGCAGAACCUGAAGAAGAGGAUGAAGGGGAGUGGGGCUUGGAACAAGAACAGAGUAUUAAUUUAAGUGACACAGCAAAUAUAAACAAUUUCUUUAACAUGCGAGACAGUGGCUUCAUAUAAAUUGAAUAUAUCUGGUACAUUUUAAGCGUCAGAGAGUGCGUUUGUCUUAAAUUACCAAAUAUCAUUUCUCACGUUGGGAAACUGUCAAUAGUGAACGGAUGUCACAUAGCUUUCUUCAUACAUGUAUAUAUAUGUGAGUGCGUGUAGAAAUUAUGUA